AUGUCGCAGGCCGACUUCACUUCAGCCGACGCUGCGCAGGUCGCGGCCAUAUUUCAAGAUAUGCUGCUGGCUAACUUCUGCGGCGUAGCCGCUACCACACUCCUUUUCUACGAUUACGUGCUCAUGUUUUCUCGCGAAUUCUACUACACGAAGGUAGCUUUCGUCGUAGCCCCUCCUCCUCUUGUUGGCUGUGCCGAUUUGGUCAAUAUGACUUCUAGUGCUAGUGAAACACGUAAGCAACUCAAGCGCACGGUGCUGCUCAGAGGCGUACCUUCUGAUGUUUACUAUGCACAGUCGGCAUAUUCAACUACGCUCGAGAUCAAGCGCUCCUUCGCCGCUAUUGGGACAAGAGCGAAGGACAGUUUGGAGACGCUGGUGCAAUCUCGCGAACUGUCUUAUGUAUCUCUGAUACAACGAGACGGAACAAUUUACUUCCUUGCUCUGUUGAUUCUCAAUGUAGUGGAUUUGGUCGCGAUAAAGAAUCAGGUUAUUUCACUUCCAACUACCCUCCCAUUGAUUACAUAUCUGACACCUUCGAAGACUUUUGGGUCUUUACCUGCCCUCACAGAGGUAUUAACAUCGAUCCUCAUCUCCCGCUUCCUCCUCGACCUGCGCAGCGUAUACCUGUCAAGUCGUGGGAUGGAUAGUAACAAGGAAGGCUCGUCAACCGAUUCGCACUUGUCGUCUAUCCUUUUCGCGAGACAUAGCGUCGCUGGAAAUCUCGGAGCUCCCCUCGAGGCUAUGGUGUACAAUCCCGAGGAAAGCUACGAGCAAGUCGCUGCCGAGGAAAUUGCAUAUGUCGCGGCGGACCCGUUGGCCAUGGGGCUGCAUUCAUCUCCCGGGGACGAUCACGACUACCAUGAUGAUUGUGAUACGGACUUACGUCCGCUGAAAGAGUAA
Messenger RNA from Fomitopsis serialis, 900 nucleotides. RefSeq lists its product as uncharacterized. Lineage: Eukaryota; Fungi; Basidiomycota; Agaricomycetes; Polyporales; Fomitopsidaceae. The record is from RefSeq and is a predicted model, not a curated record. The coding region runs from base 1 to 900 and encodes 299 amino acids. The transcript is spliced from 9 exons.